This is a messenger RNA of Lethenteron reissneri (Far Eastern brook lamprey), 2484 nucleotides long. Its product is annotated as ras-related protein Rab-39B-like. Gene Ontology annotation, molecular function: GTP binding; GTPase activity. Gene Ontology annotation, biological process: Rab protein signal transduction. Lineage: Eukaryota; Metazoa; Chordata; Hyperoartia; Petromyzontiformes; Petromyzontidae. The record is from RefSeq and is a predicted model, not a curated record.
AGAGACACACAGACACAGCCACGCACACAGAUCACUGCUUUUUGUGUUCAGUUUGAUGUCCUUUCCUCGCACCUUCGAUUAGCGCGGUUGGCUACGUACGGUGCGAAAGAAGUCCAGCGUACACACAGACACACACAGACACACACGGACACCCACAGACACACACAGACACACACACGGACGGACGGACACACAGAGAGGGAGCGAGGCUCCGAGUGAGCGGUGCGUGAUGGAGGCGAUUUGGGUCUACCAGUUCCGUCUCAUCCUGGUGGGGGAUUCCACGGUGGGGAAGUCUUCACUGCUCAAGAGGUUCACGGAGGGCAAGUUCGUGGACAUCUCGGACCCCACGGUGGGUGUGGACUUCUUUGCGCGCCUCGUGGAGAUCGAGCCGGGCAAGCGGAUCAAGCUGCAGCUGUGGGACACGGCGGGACAGGAGCGCUUCCGCUCCAUCACGCGCUCGUACUACCGCAACUCCGUGGGCGGCAUGCUGGUGUUCGACAUCACCAACCGGCGGUCGUUUGAGCACGCCAGGGACUGGCUGGAGGAGGCGAGGAUGCACACGCAGCCGUCGCACAUCGUCUUCAUGCUGGUGGGCCACAAGAGCGACCUGUCGGAGCAGCGCCGCCAGGUGGAGCGCAGCGAGGCGGAGCGCUUCGCUGCUCAGCACGGCCUGCGCUACGUGGAGACCAGCGCGCGCGACGGGGACAACGUGGAGCGCGCCUUCACGCAGCUGACGGCCGACAUCUACGCGCUCGUGCGCGCCGGACACAUCCCCCUGCAGGACGGAUGGGAGGGCGUCAAGAGCGGCUUCGUGCCCAACACGGUGCACUCGUCGGACGAGGCGCCGCGGGCACGCGUCUGCUGGUGCUAGCGUCUGCUGGUGCUAGCGCGGGCCUCACCCUCACCCACACCCCCGUUCCGUUACACAGAUAACCACGGAUACCCACGCACAUCGCCACACAGAUACCCACGGAUAUCCACACACACCACCACCUACUCACACACCCACACAUCAACCCAUGCACACCACCACACACUCACACCCCCACACACUCACACCCCCACACACCCACCUACCUACCAACCCCCACCCACUCACACCCACACACACCCACACACAGCCACACACACCCACUCACACCCACACACACCCGACCCAACCCACCCUCGUUAGACCCGCAACUCGAGAACCCCCGUAAUAGCCGCGGCAUCACAUCGUCGUCAUCGUCAUCAUCGUCAUCGCCAUCAUCACUGUCAUUAUCGUCAUCAUCGUCAUCAUCAUCAUCAUCGUCAUCAUCAUCACCGUCAUCAUCAUCACCGUCAUUAUCACCGUCAUUAUCACCGUCAUUAUCACCGUCAUCACCAUCGUCGUCAUUGUCGUCAUCGUCGUCGUCGUCGUCAUCAUCAUCGUCGUCAUCAUCGUCGUCAUCAUCGUCGUCAUCAUCGUCGUCGUCACCGUCGUCGUCAUCGUCGUCAUCGUCAUCAUCGUCGUCAUCGCACUGCUGUCAAACCCAACCCAACGGUUUCAAAUAUUGUGGAGGCCCUCACACUCGCACACUGAUCACGACAACGACGGUGAUGACGACGAUGACGACGUCUCGUCGCCGAAAGCACCAACCCCCCCCCCCACCCUGCCCCUCGCCUUUGAAAGUGAGCGAAGAGCCGCUGGGGGUUAGAGAGACGGUGGUUCUUCUUCACCGGAUCACGCUGGCCAGGUUUUCUUUUAGAAGGUAAAUCAUCGCAAACACACAAGCUAGGCACGGGGCAACGUCAGUAACGAUCUGUUAGUUUCACUAAAGCCUCUGCGUGUUUGUUCCAGAGGUCGCAAACGGGUUUUGAUUCCUUACCCGUACCCGGCCGCACCAGGGUCGCAAAUGGGAACCCAUACCCGGCCGGGUACGGGUACCCGUUCCCUACCCGUACCCUACCCGAAAUGAGUGACAAACGGCUACUCACCAGUGACUCACGGCCUACCCGUACCCGGCCACACCAGGGUCGCAAACGGGUAGCCGGGUAUCGGGUAGGGUACGGGUAUCGGGUAGGGUACGGGUAUCGGGUAGGGUACGGGUAUCGGGUAUGGGGUAGGGUAUGGGGUAGGGUACGGGUAUCGGGUAGGGUACGGGUAUCGGGUACCCGGUUGCGACCUCUGUGUGUGUGUUCACACUGCGGCGACGAUUGAGAGCUCAAGGGGUGCAAGGCCGCAGUCGGGGUGAACAGACGUCGGGGUCAGGAGGGUCACUUGCCCAUGCUCUCUCCGUCGUCCCGUUCCGUCCAACCGCACCCACCACUAAACGCACCACGCCACCCACCCAUCCACCACCGCACCCGUCCACCACCGCACCCACCACUAAACGCACCACUAAAUCCACCACCCCACCCAUCCACCGCCCCCACCACCCCACCCAUCCACCACCGUACCCACCCACCACCCCACCCAUUCACCACCCCACCAACCCACCCCACCCACCCAUCCACCACCGCACC